Helianthus annuus (common sunflower) is the source of this 464-nucleotide messenger RNA. RefSeq names its product signaling peptide TAXIMIN 2. Lineage: Eukaryota; Viridiplantae; Streptophyta; Magnoliopsida; Asterales; Asteraceae. The coding region runs from base 104 to 331 and encodes 75 amino acids. The transcript has a single exon. The record is from RefSeq and is a predicted model, not a curated record.
ACCAUAUAAAAACACAAUCCUACAUAUACCAACACCACGGUUAUCAAAUUUCAAAUCUCAACUUUCUCUCACCAAAAAACACGCACUAAAUCAACUCCAAAAAAUGGGCGACGGAGAUUGCAGGCCGUUAGGGUUUUUGAUUGGGUUACCUUUUGCGUUAAUCGCAUUGGUGAUCUCGUUGAUUGGUGCGGUGAUUUGGAUCAUUGGUUCGGUGGUUAGUUGCUUGUGCCCUUGUUGCUGUUGCUUUGCUGGACUCGCUAAUUUAGCAGUUGAUUUGAUUAAACUUCCCAUCAAGAUUCUUAGAUGGUUUAUUUAUCAGAUCCCUUGUUAGUUUAUGGUUUUGAUUUAUAUGUUUGAACAUUUUUUAAGGGAUUAGAUUAUUAUGUGAUGCAGAAUUUAUUAGAUUUUGUUCGAUGUUCUUGAUUGGUUAGUAGAUGAAUAUUGAAAUUAUUUUUAUUAGAUAA